CCGAGUGCCCCGACCGGGAUGGCGGCCGUUUUGGAGUCGCUGCUGCGAGGAGAGGUGUCGGUCGCAGCCGCUGUGCGGUGGAUCGCGCGCAGCGCCCAGAGUUCGGAGGAUGACUCCGAGGAGGGGGCCGCGCUGAGCGCACUCCGGCCACUGCGGAAGGAAUUCGUGCCGUUCCUGCUGAACUUCCUGAGGGAGCAGAGCAGUCGCGUCCUCCCGCAGGGCCCUCCAACGCCCGCCAAGGCUCCGGGCUCCUCAGCGGGCCUGCCAGGGAAGCCAGGGGGCCCGCCGCGGGGCGGCCGCGGGGCGCGCAGCCAGCUCUUCCCUCCGGCCGAGCCUUCGAGCGCCGCCGCCGCCGCCGCCGAGGCCCCUUCGGCCCGCCGCGGUAGCAGGAGGCGGGGCCCGGGGCCGACCCGCGAGCGGGAAGGCCGCGGCCCCGGGGCCCUGGAGGAGGGGGUCGGCGGGGAGAGCCUGCCCUGGGCCGCCGCUGGCCGGAGGCCUAGGGGCUCUGGCAGUCCCGGCAGCCCCAGCCUCGCACGCUGUGAUCCGCCAAACCUCAGCAAUCUGGAGGAGUUCCCUCCAGUAGGCUCGGUUUCCCCCGGCCCUGCAGGCAGGACGAAGCCUUCACGCAGGAUCAACCCAACUCCGGUGAGCGAAGAGAGGUCACUCUCCAAGCCCAAGACCUGCUUCACUUCACCCCCAAUCAACUGUGUCCCCAGUUUCCAACCCUCAGUCCUGGACACUAGCCCUUGGGGCCAUGGCCUUCCCCCAGGGUGCAGAAGUCUCCAAGAGGAACGGGAGAUGCUCAGGAAAGAGCGCUCUAAGCAGCUGCAGCAGUCACCUACUCCCACUUGUCCAACCCCAGAAUCGGGGUCACCCCUCCCAAGCCGGGCAGGAAACCUCACAGCUGAACCCGCUGACCCUGCCAGGGUGUCUUUCCGCCAGCGCCUGGAGCUGGUAGCCCUUGUGUACUCUUCAUGCAUUGCAGAGAACCUGGUACCAAACCUCUUCUUGGAGCUUUUCUUCGUGCUUCAGCUCCUUACUGCCAGGAGGAUGGUGACCAUCAAGGACGGUGACCUUGAACCGAGUCCAGGAGCCCUAGGUUGCCUGGGAAGCCCACUGUUCCAGAGUGUCCACGAUUGUGUCUUCUUCGCAGUGCAGGUUCUGGAGCAUCAGUUUCAAGUUCUUUCCUACCUGGACAAAGGGACCUUGAAGCUGUUGGCUGAGAAUGAACGACUGCUAUGCUUCUCACCAGUUCUGCAAGGCCGCCUCCGAGCUGCCUAUGAGGGCAGUGCUGCCAAGGUCUCUCUGGUGAUGCCACCCUCUGCUCAAGCUGUCUCCUUUCAGCCAGAAACUGACAAUCGUGCCAACUUCUCCAGUGACCGAGCCUUUCAUACUUUUAAAAAACAGAGGGAUGUGUUUUAUGAGGUGCUUCGAGAGUGGGAAGAUCGCCAUGAGGAGCCUGGCUGGGAUUUUGAGAAGGGCUUGGGCAGCAGGAUCAGAGCCAUGAUGGGUCAACUCUCUGCAGCCUGCAGCCACAGCCAUUUUGUUCGGCUUUUCCAGAAACAACUUCUCCAGAUGUGUCAGAGCCCUGGUGGUGCUGGUGGUACUGUCUUGGGUGAGGCUCCAGAUGUGUUAAACAUGCUCGGAGCUGACAAGCUGGGGCGGUUGCGGCGACUGCAGGAAAGGCUUGUGGCCCCUCAGAGCAGCGGUGGGCCCUGCCCACCGCCCAGCUUCCCAGGCUGUCAGGGCUUCUUCAGGGAUUUCAUCCUGAGUGCAAGCAGCUUCCAGUUUAAUCAGCAUCUCAUGGAUAGUCUGAGUUUGGAGAUUCGGGAGCUCAAUGGCCUUGCCCUGCCACAGCCUGAGCCCAGUGAUGAGGAGGAGGAGCCAGAUGCGGACUGGCAGGGUGAACGGAGGCAGUUUACUAUGGUUCUGCUCAGCCUGAGGCUUCUGGCUAAAUUCCUGGGCUUUGUGGCUUUCCUGCCAUACCGGGGGCCUGAACCACCCCCGACCCGGGAGCUCCAGGACUCCAUUCUGGCCCUGAGGAGCCAGGUGCCACCUGCCCUGGACGUGCGGGCUCUGCUGCAUCAGGGGUUGCGGGCCCGCCGAGCGGUGCUCACUGUGCCCUGGCUGGUGGAGUUCCUUUCCCUUGCUGACCACAUUGUUCCCAUGCUGGACUAUUACCGCAGCAUCUUCACUCUCCUGCUGCACCUACAUCGAAGCUUGGUCUUGUCAAAAGAAAGUGAAGGGGAGAUGUGUUUCCUGAACAAGCUGCUGCUGCUUGCUGUUCUGGGCUGGCUUUUCCAGAUUCCCACUGUCCCUGAGGAUCUCUUCUUUCUGGAAGAGGGUCAUGUCUUUGAAGUGGACACUGUAGCUUCAGAGCAUGGCUUGGAUGGCAUGCCAGUGGUGGACCAGCACCUGCUCUACACCUGCUGCCCUUAUAUCGGAGAACUCCGCAAACUGCUUGCUUCAUGGGUAUCAGGCAGCAGUGGUCGAAGUGGGGGCUUCGUGAGGAAAAUCACCCCCACCACCACCACUGGCCUGGGAGCCCAGCCUCCUCAGAGCCCCCAGGGCCUGCAGGCACAGCUGGCUCAAGCCUUUUUCCAUAACCAGCCACCCUCCCUGCGCAGGACUGUGGAGUUUGUGGCAGAGAGGAUUGGCUCUAACUGUGUCAAACACAUCAAGGCCACUCUGGUGGCAGAUCUGGUACACCAGGCAGAGUCGCUUCUUCAGGAGCAGCUGGUGGCACAGGGACAGGAAGGGGGAGAUCCAGCCCAGCUGUUGGAGAUCUUGUAUUCACAUCUGUGUCCCCACGGGGCCCAGGCACUGAGCCAGGGAAGGGAGUUCUGCCAACAGAAGAGCCCUGCUGCCGUGCGGGCACUGCUUCCCGAGGAGACCCCAGCAGCUGUCCUAAGCAGCGCAGAGAACAUAGCUGUGGGGCUUGCAACAGAGAAAGCCUGUGCUUGGUUGUCGGCCAACAUCACAGCGCUGAUCAGGAGAGAGGUGAAGGCAGCAGUGAGUCGCACACUUCGAGCCCAGGGUCCUGAACCAGCUGUCCGGGGGGAGCGGAGGGGCUGCUCCCGUGCCUGUGAGCACCAUGCUCCCCUCCCCUCCCACCUCAUCUCCGAGAUAAAAGAUGUACUCUCUCUGGCCGCAGGGCCCCGGGCCCCUGAGGAGGGAGUUUCCCCGGAGCAUCUGGAGCAGCUCCUAGGCCAGCUGGGCCAGACACUGCGGUGCCGCCAGUUCCUGUGCCCACCUGCUGAGCAGCAUCUGGCAAAGUGCUCUGUGGAGUUAGCGUCCCUCCUCGUUGCAGACCAGAUUCCUGUCCUAGGGCCCCUGGCACAGCACCGGCUGGAGAGAGGGCAAGUUCGAAGGCUCCUACUUGUGCUGCUAUCCCUAUGGAAGGACGACUUUCAGGUGCCAGUCCCUCUGCAGCUACUGCUGCGCCCAAGAAAUGUGGGGCUCCUGGCAGACACUCGGCCGAGGGAGUGGGACCUGCUUCUGUUCUUGCUCCGGGAGCUGGUAGAGAAAGGUCUGAUGGGACGGAUGGAGAUAGAGGCCUGCCUGGGCAGCCUCCAUGAGGCCCAGUGGCCAGAGACUUGGCAAGAUGAGAUAAUAUGCAAUCAAGUACUCAGUAGGUAGUGGUAAGUACUCACUAGGUGGUUCGGAGCCUCCUGCCACAGUUCACUCCCCCUGCUGGAACUUGAGCAUCCCAGAGUACUAACGGGACAAGGUUUCAGGUCAUUUCAGUAUAAAGGCCAUUGGGAAAAUACAGCUAGGGUUUGAUAUUUGAAACUGAUUUUUAGUAGAAAGGAUGAGCCAGCCAGAAUUAUGUCUGCUGCUUCUGUCAUCUUUCUGUUUAUUCCAGGACUUUGCUGAAGAAUUAGCAACACUGUUCAACCUGUUUCUAGCUGAGCCCCACAUGCCAGAACUCCAGCUAAGAGCUUGUGAGCUGGUGCAGCCAAACCGGGGGACUGUGCUGGCCCAGAGCUAGGGCGGGAAGUGGCCCUGCCUUGGGUGUCCCCUCGGAAUGCCUGAGUCCCGCCUGACUGUGCCGCCCCAGGUGCCCACUGCUGCCCUUGCUGGGGUGGGAGGAGCUGAGUCUAAUCAGGCUUCCUCCUCACAUGUGAAGGAAGUGAGCGGCUGCCUGGCCUCCCACUGACUGCAGGCUCACUGCUGUGAGUCUUGGAGGAUGGAGGGUUCCCCUGAUCAGGAUUAUGGUGGAAAAGCUGAGACUCCAGUCCUGGAGCAGAAGAGUUGGUGUUUAUUACGAUACAAAAUGAAAUGAUGUGUAUGGGUUUGUCGACAUGGGAUUUGAGCCCCACUUGCUGCUAUCCCAGCAUUUCCUAAAACGUGGUUUGGGAAAUCAUGAGAGGCUAAUGACUUCAGCUUAACUUGUGAGUAAACUUAAAACUUGAAUCUUGAGAGUCUACAUUUUCUUACCAGCAGGAUCUGGACUGCCAUCUCCUUAUAAAUGUACAACAUAUGAAGUAGGGGUCACCUGACAGAAACCUUUUACCCUGCCUUCAGGCCUGUGCAGGCAAUUCUCAAUCCUAACAACAACUCCAUCAGGGGCCAAGCACAGGCAGAACAUUAGAGCUUUUUAAAAUAAACAGUUCUCUU
Messenger RNA from Manis pentadactyla (Chinese pangolin), 4620 nucleotides. It is a transcript of the gene CDAN1, whose product is annotated as codanin 1. Gene Ontology annotation, cellular component: nucleus. The record is from RefSeq and is a predicted model, not a curated record. The transcript is spliced from 28 exons. NCBI's taxonomy places the organism in Eukaryota, Metazoa, Chordata, Mammalia, Pholidota, Manidae. Gene Ontology annotation, biological process: chromatin organization. The coding region runs from base 19 to 3639 and encodes 1206 amino acids.